CGAAAUGUCAUCUAGGGCUCCACUAAAGUCCAAACCACAAGUCUUGGGGUCAUAAUAUUUAUAACUCUUAACAUCAAGUCCAGAAUGUUUAAAAAUAGGUGUAUGAUUGCCCCAGGAAGGUGUAGGCAAAUAAACAGUCUUGUUCCCUGGGAAGUAUGCAUUUAAAAAGGCACCUCCAAUCCUCAAUGAUCCAGUCCCCGAAAUACCCUGAACGGUUGCAUUACAACCAUUAGCAACGACUUCAGAACCCUCACCCAAUGCUAACUCAAUGCUUCUUUUGCAGAAGUCAGCUGUGCCUGAAAUUGGUGCAUAUUCUUUAUCUAAAUUCUUAGAUCUAAUGACUUCCUCAGCUUUUUUCACACUGGGGAGAACAAAUGGUUUUCCAUCGUCAUCCCUGUAAGCACCCACACCCAAAUUGAUUUUUUUGGGGUUGGUGUCGCUUUUAAAGGCUUCAGUUACCCCCAAAAUGGCAUCUGGGGGGCCCAUAGCCACCUGGGACCACCAUGACCUAAAAAGUAAAAAAUUGAAUUAACCUACCCCAAUACGUCACUUAUUAAUAUUUAGAAGGGAGUACCUAUUACAUAAAAAUUUUGUUAUAUUAACUUACAUUGCCCUUGGUUUUAUAGUAUAAAUGGUUUGCCUAAGGGACAUUUUGUAAAGUGUUGUUUUCUGGUUUAUCUACUGAUAACAGCGUGUGCCUCGAAUCUUAUGCUUAACGCGAUUGAGAAAGAAAUGAAUGAACGUCUUCAAGAAAUCUAUUUUAAACGUAAACUAGCAAAUUGAUGACGUUACCGGCAAAAAAAUAUUUCCAUAUGUAAGGUCAUCUAAAGGUCAAACAUUUCGCAAAAAAGUAUGAAAUUUUUUUACACAAUUUAUUUUGUUUGUGCUUAUUUAUUUAUUAGUUUUUUUACCAGUAAAAUAAAUAAACUUUAAUUCAAUUAGCUAGUUUUUUUUUUAUCUAAGGUUCCCCACCUGUCAAAACGUCAAAAAAUCGGCGCAUGCGCGAUUUAGAUAAACAGGUGGAUAUGUUUGUUCUAUUCUUUUCGUUCUUUUCGUUGUAGUUUUAUAAAUUUUGUUUGUUUAUGUAUGAUUUACGUAAUUCUGUUUCUGACGUCAAUUUGCGCGGGAAAACAGCAUGAGUGAUUUCGAUAGAUUAAAAUAUAAAAUAAACAAAUUGGCAACAUGUAUUAAAUGUUGUAAUUGUAAUCAAAUAGUACCAAAUUCAAUUGACCUACAAUGUAAACAUUUCUGUUGUGAAAAAUGUUAUAAAAGUAUUAAAAACAAAUGCCCUAAAUGUAAAGAACAUGUAGAAGGGGUAACUUAUGAUGAAAAUGUCACUGCUAUUGGCAAUGUUUUAAAAAAACUAUAUGACAGUAUUAACACAAAUUACAAUGUGAACUUUGAAACAUUAAUUAAAGAUGAUGAAAUAUUGAUUUUAAAUCCUGUAAAUAAAAAGAUUACAAAUCAAAAUACAAAUGAACCUGUCCAUGAUAUUAUAAAGCCUUUAAAUGAUAAUAAAACUGUUAAAAAUAAAAGAAAAAAUUCUCUUAAUGCAAGCAAUAAAACUAACAAGUCUGCCACUAAAACCAGAAAAACUAAAGAUAAAAGUUUUACAGAAGUUACAGUCGAAAAAAAUAAACGAACAUCAAAAAAACACAAAGAAAAUGUUGUUACAGCAACUAAAAAUUAUAAAACAGAUGUUGUUCAGUGGUUAAACAGCAACAAAAACGAUUUCGAUAGAAUAACACAAACCCAACAAAGGAUUGUUGAUGACAUUGCUUUAGAAGGAACAACCCCAUCUAUAUCUCAAUUAAAUAACCCAAAAAUUACCAGAAGAACAACCAGAAAAACCAAUAAUAAGAAAACGCGUUGCAAAUCAUUGGAAGUGCAAAUAAAAAAACCUCGGAAUAAUAUGGAGCAAAGACAUUCAAUCAGUUCUGAAUUAUUAGGCAAAGAGAAUUAUAAUAUUGAUGAUAUUAAUACGGAAGAAAUUAAAAAAAUUGUUAAAGAAACCGAGGUAAAAGUCAUCGAAAAUUUGCUUGAAGAUGAAUAUCUAGACAGGUUAGAAUCUGAGAUGUUGAACAUUAAUAAGGACCAAAAAAAUGAGGAUGAAUCAAUGACUUCGUCUGGUUGGGAUAGGAUUAAAGAUAUAAGUAAGAAAAUAUCAAAGAAAGGUAAAAAACAGUUAAAUGUUACGCUGGAACCUGUAAAUACUUCACAGGUUCAUGAUUUUAAAGGCAAAACUGCUUUUGUUAAACUUUUGGAUAUCAGUAAAGAUCCAAAUAUUAAUUUAAGUGGUGCAAGUUUAAAAAAGCAGAAUUCUGAACAUCAUAUGGAAAUUUUAAAUGUUGUGGAUAAUAAAAAUGAUGAUUUGGAAAUAUUAAAUGAUAAGUCUAAUAAUUCAGUUAAAGAAAAUGAUAUUCAUAUCAUACUUGAAACUUAUUCAAGUGAUGGUAAAAAAGAUAAAGAAAAUAUUAUUGAAGUGUCCCAAGGGACAACCACUAAAGAUUUAAAUAGUAACAAAAAUAAUUUAGAUUCCAGUAUUUUGGAGAAACUACAACUUAAGUUAAAAAACACAAUUUCUUUAUUAGUUGAAAAGAGUUUCAAUAAAAAUGUUGUACUUAAAAAUUUGGAAGAAUGUGAAGAACAUGUCAAUAUGUUAAAAAACACAAAUCCUGAAAAAACUUAUUUAGAAAAAUGUGUACAAGUUACACAGAGCAAAGAAAACAAAACAAUUCAAACCUUUUUCGAACAAAACAACAUAUCAGUACAAACAGAAAAUGCAGACUUGAUAAAUAAAUCUCCACAGACAAAAACGCAAAAAAAUCCUUCACAAAUAUCACAGAACAUUAUAAGAUCUCUAUCAUCCGACCCUAUAGAUAACUUGAUAAUAAACUCACAAGGACUGGUUGAAGGAUUUAUUUCUCCUAAACAAAACAAUAAUCAGGAACAUUCAGAUGAAAUUAUUGGAAAUAAAAAAUCAAAUAAGAGGCCAAUGGUCAUAGAUUCGGAUGAAAGUGAAGAUUAUGCGCCGAAAAAGCCGUGUUUUAACAGAUUUACUAAAUCCAAUUUGUCCAUUAAAUUUGAAUCUCAAGUGGGGGAUUCACCAAAAAAUUCUGAUGACAAGAUGAACUUAUCUGAAAAUAUCGAUUAUGAGGAUUAUUUGGCAAAGGUAAUGAAAAAAUAUGACGACGGUUCAAUGAGCAGUGAAAUAAUUAACCCAGUAAAAAUCCCAACUCAAAAUAAAGCAAAUCUAGAAAAUUUGUCACUAAGCUUUGAAAAAAACGAAAAUUCAGCAAAAUCAAAAAAAAGUCAAAGGUCGAGAGAAACUUCUCAACCAGGAAAACUGGGUAAAUCUCAAAGAACACCCAGUAGCAUUAAAUUUGACGACGAAAACUAUUUUGACGAAUGCUGCAUAACAAAUAUAGACAAAGAAAUUGAAAAUUAUAAACACCAUAAACACAGCGCCACAGAAUUAUCGGAUAUAAUUUCGGAAACCGAGGAUAUACAGCCUUUAAAAAAGCUGAAAAGGGCUGAUGUAAAAAAAAAUAAAGCGGCCAGCAUUGAACAAAAUCGGGAUAUAACGGAUUUUGAGAAUGAGGAUAUUGAGAUAGAAGAAGAUGAGUUGGUGGAAAUAGAAAGGAAGGCGAAGGAAAAUAAAAAGAUUAAUGUAUUACAGGAAGUAAUACUACAAAAUCCAAACAAUGAGGAUAGAAAUACACCAGGCAGUGAUAUUUUUGAAAAUGAAGAUAAUCUUGAUAUUAUUGAAGCUACCCCUCCUAGAAAGGAAAUUAGGAAUGAGAGCCAAAAUUUAUCUCAAAUCCCCCAAUUUUCUACGCUAGAAAUGGCCGCAUUCGACGUGGCUUUACCCCCUCCAGCGGAAUUUUGCGACGUCGCACCCGACGACUUGGAAAUAAAAAACACACCAACAACGUCGACGAAUUUGAACGAUUCUCUGUUCGUGAGAUCUCCAGAAACCGUAAAAUCUCUGGAUAUUUCGCGCACCAGCACUCCACACUCGAGGUGUAAAAAACCGGAGUUGAAUUUUUCACCGAUAUUCUCGCAGAAUAGGAAAGUAUUAACGCAGACGCCCAAAAGCAGCAUGCUAAGUUGCAUACCAGGGCAAAAGAGCCUUUUUAGUUACUUAAAAAAAACGCCGAGCACUCAACAGAGUACACCGGAGAAAGUUGUCAAUACGAGUUUCCGGGAAAAACCUUUGGUCACUUCAACGCGGAUCGAUAAGGACCAAAUGAUCGGAAUAUCGACUUUGGCGCACAGAAAAAUAAUCGCCUACACGACAACCUACACGGAAAACGUCACACACUUAAUUGCAAACGUGGACAAAAACAACUACGUGGAAGAACACACAAUGAAAUUUAUUCUGGCGGUGGCCUCAGGUGCUUGGGUGCUAAAUGUGGGAUGGAUCAAAGAAUGCUUGGAGAAAAACAGGGUUGUACCGGAAGCACCAUACGAGGUUUUAGAUGGGAGCGGCAUAGCAGGCCCUAAAAUAUCCAGGCUGACGAGGAAAAGUAAUCCGUUGUUUAGGGGGUUCAAGUUUUGUUGCAGGCCCCCUUUUCAAAGUGCUGUUAAAGAUGACGUUGAGACAGUUUUGCGUCUUUUAGAUGGUAAGAUAGUAAAUGAUAUUAGUACCAUGGGAAUCAAGGAUGGGCUUCAUGGUAUUAUAGUUUCAGAAAUUGUGGGCACCCAGGAUUUUGAUAUUUAUGAAAGAAUGUUGGAAAAGUAUAAAUGUGUCACAGUGGAUUUGGAAUGGAUUAGCAAAUCUGUUGCACAAUACCGUUUAACCAGUGUAAGGCCUUAUCUUUUGUGUUCUGAGGACUUAAUUUGUGACUUGGGAUACCCCCAACCUCUGUUAGACUUCGUACCUCUUACUGGUACAGAAGAUGAUUAAUUUAUUUUUUUGUUAAUUGUAAUUAUAUAUAUUAUAUUUUAUGUAUUUUGUACUCGAUCAAUUAUAUAACUGUUUUGUACAUACAAAAUGUUUUAUUUAUAUUUGGAAAGGUUAAAAAUAAUAAUCAGAUUAUUCUACAAAUGUUUAUAUUACAAAACAAAACAAAAUUAUACAUAAUUUACAGCUUUAAUUACAACAUGUAGCUACAAACUAUGAACUGCCUAAAUGAAAACCUCAUAAUAUUAAUUUAUAAAAGUACAAAAAUCCCAAAAAUACGUGUUAAAAAUAGGGAUUUAUACAUUUUUUUUUAAUACAAAACUAUACUUUAUAAAGAAUUAUUUAAAUUGUAAUCAAAAAUAAGAUACACAUCUAAAAAUUACUUAAUCAUUAUUAACUAAUAAUGUACAGUUUAGAAAAUAACUAUGUAUAUAACUAGUAUGGCUGUGUUACUGGCAAAUAUACAUAAGUAACUCUAAGAUAUUUGUCCCUGAGUAUCAACUACACCUAAGUAAACUUUAAAAAUUUACUAAAUUAUUCUAUAUUAGUAAAAGUCUUUUUGCAAAUGAAAUAAAAUGGCACUACAAAUAUAGGGUGAUCCAACUUGAUACAAUGAGUAUAAAAAAGAAAAUAUAUUUUAUAAAAAAUUUGUACCUUGUUUUAUAAACCACUCUAUAUUUUCACCUCAAGUAUCAGUAAUAAAAAGUUUUUUUUUAAUACAGCUUGGCACAAUUUUUACAAUUUAAAAAUCAGUCAUCUUAGUCUUCAACCAAUUGAUUUAGUCCCAGGCUGUGUAAUUUGGAAAGUAUAUAUAAAAAAUUCCGCACUCAAAAAUAAUUAUUCAUCCAAAAUAUUUACAUAAGUCUUUAAUUUCGAAUCAAGUCUUAAAAUUAAUUUAUUACUGACAUUGGGUAAAUUCGUUAUUUUAUUUAGUACAAUCAUUGUCACACGAAACACAUACUUAUUCUUAGAAUAGCAAUUUGAGCAAAGUGGUGCAAAAUCAAAAAUUUACAUUCAUGAUAUCAAAUCAAACGCAAUUUUUCUACAAAACAAUAAAAUUAAGGAAUAAAAUGCAUGUUGAAUAAAGAUAAGUAGGUUUAAAAAGUCCAUAACUUAAAUUUGAAACCAAAACUUUGGUGUUCAAAUAAGUUGUAAAAAAAUAAAUAUAUGCUAGGCAAAUAUGUCUGAUGGCGAAAUACAGUAUUGUAACUCCACUGUCAAAACAGCAAAGUGUCGCGCUAAUGAAAUACUUGCUUAAAACAUAAAAUUAAGUCAUACUUGGGAAAAACUACACGAAAAAAUGAAUUAAAUUCAUAAAUAUCACAACAGUUUUUUAUUCAUAUUUACAAAUUGAAUUGGAAAUAUAAAAUGUACAUGUGUUACUCAUUUAAUUAAAAAAAUCUACAUAUCAGGUCAUUCUAAAAAUGGCGUCUACAUUAAGUCAAAUUCUCAGCUUGGUUUUGAAGAAUUCUGAUGGUGCAUGUCAGAAUCUCUUCGAAUUACCAUCUGAAAAUAAAGAGUCGUUCUUUAACUAAUCAAAAUUAAGUUAAUUAAUUAUGUCAUGGCCAUAUGCAGAAAUAAUUGUUUGUAGCAUCUGCCAACAUGUAUAAUAAUAGCUUUGCUAAAAUCAAUCUAGUUCUGAAAAUCCUAGGCAUGCGCAUUUUAAAUUUUGAACGCCUAGGAUGUCCGUACUAGUUUGAG
Brassicogethes aeneus is the source of this 6607-nucleotide messenger RNA. The record is from the annotation of a GenBank genome assembly. NCBI's taxonomy places the organism in Eukaryota, Metazoa, Arthropoda, Insecta, Coleoptera, Nitidulidae.